AUGUCGGCUUCGUCUUCUACUCAAGCGCUGGAAUACCUUGAGGGUCUGCCUAUUGCUACACACAAGAGGCUGUAUGAGCAGCCGUCGACUGUGUUGGCGGUGUUCCGCUGCAUGCUUCCGCAUCUCGCCAAAUCUAUAGUCAUGGCGAUGCUUUACAGGUCCUCAUCCUUCCCCGUAGCCGACCUUGACGCCUGGUUCAAGCCUUCUGCUCGUAGAGAGAAAGAACAGGCGGUCUUUACCCUCGAACGUCUACACAUCAUCGCCUCCACGAAACAGGACGACGGUACCUUGUCAUGGACGAUCAGCACAGGCUUCCAAAAGAGCCUGCGAAACGCCCUCGAAGGCUCCGGCACACAUCGUUCGUUUGGUGUUCCAGCGACUAGAGAAGAGAGCGGCGGAAAGCGGUUAAGCAUAGACUUUCUAGACGAAUACUCGAGAUCGCAGUGGGAGGGUAUACUGUACUACCUGGUGAGCGGUGCGGCCGGACUCAGCAAGGACAGUAUCUCAAGAGCAGAAGUUGGCCCUGGAACGAAGAAACUGUUGCACACUGGAGACCUCGUGAGGACUGUGCAUGGGAGUCCAAGGAUCACAAAGGAUGGUUUCUCUUUUGUGCUACAAGAGACGAAUGCGCAGGUCUGGAGUUUGCUGAUUGUCUAUCUGAAGAUGACGAACGAACUCGGCAUGUCUGAAACCGAAGUCCUGUCCUUCCUCUUCAUGCUCGGUUCCCUCGAACUAGGCCAGGACUACUCCACCUCCACUCUCUCCCCCACCCAAUCCCAAAUGCUCGAAGACCUCUCCUCAAUGGGCCUCAUCUACCGCUCGGACAAGAACGCACGAACCUUUUAUCCCACGCGCCUCGCCACAACCCUUACCUCAGACUCCGGCAGCGCCAUGUCCGCUUCCUCCAACGACAUUGCGCAAGCCAACCAAGGCAACGCGGGCCCUUCGGCAACCGCAAACAAAGGCUUCAUCAUAAUCGAAACAAACUACCGUCUCUACGCCUACACAAACAGUCUGAUCCAGAUUGCUAUUCUCAGUCUCUUCACAAAACUCCAACACCGCUUCCCCAACCUCGUCUCCGGUAAACUAACCAAAGAAUCUGUCCACAAAGCCGUUCAAUCCGGUAUCACCUCUUCUCAAAUCAUCUCCUAUCUGACCACUCUUCUAUCCGUAGUCGCGCUAGCUGCUACGGCAUUGGGUGCUCCAAGCAGCUCUAUUGAGAAGCGCGCGCAGACAGUAUAUCUCGCGGGAGACUCGACAAUGGCGAGAGCAAAUGGUGUGACGACAGGCUGGGGCGUCUUCUUCCCAUACUCCGUCUCCCUCCCGGUAGUCAACAAAGCCAUCGGUGGCCGCAGCUCGCGCUCCUACACCGUAGAAGGCCGCUUCGACGAGAUUGUCAACCUUGUAAAACCAAACGAUAUCGUGAUUAUGGAAUUCGGCCACAACGAUGGUGGCGGCCUCGGAAGCGGCGACAACGGACGUUCAGUCUGCCCCGGUACCGGUUCAGAGACAUGCCAGUCCACAUUCAAUGGCCAAGCAGUUACCGUCCACACAUACCCUUACUACCUUACCGAGGCUGGCAAGAAGCUUAUCGCCAAGGGUGCCAAGGUCAUCGUGAGCAGUCAAACUCCCAACAACCCAUGGGAGAGUGGCAGCUUUGUGUACACCGAUGGCGGAAGGUUCGUCGGUUAUGCGCGGGAUGUGGCUAAGGCGCUGGGCAGCAAUGCUAUGUAUGUUGACCAUGGAGCGUACACGGCGAGCAUCUUCAAGAGCUUGGGCAAGGCGAAGACAGAUGCGUUGUUCCCGCAAGACCACACCCAUACCAGCCCAGCCGGUGCGGAUGUCGUUGCGAAGGCCUUUGUCAAGGGUCUACAGUGUGGAGGUGGCGGAUUCUUGGAGGGAUUCGUGAAGAACGCAACGGCGAGCAUUCCCGGCACUUGCUUGUAG
Alternaria atra is the source of this 1947-nucleotide messenger RNA. RefSeq lists its product as uncharacterized. Gene Ontology annotation, molecular function: ATPase activator activity; hydrolase activity; double-stranded DNA binding. Gene Ontology annotation, cellular component: transcription factor TFIIH holo complex; transcription factor TFIIH core complex. The transcript is spliced from 5 exons. Bases 1 to 1947 code for a protein of 648 amino acids. NCBI's taxonomy places the organism in Eukaryota, Fungi, Ascomycota, Dothideomycetes, Pleosporales, Pleosporaceae. The record is from RefSeq and is a predicted model, not a curated record. Gene Ontology annotation, biological process: nucleotide-excision repair.